ACUAUAUGCUAACGUAUUUCUACUCCACCUUCUGGAGAUCAGAUCUUCGCACAUGAUCUGUCUCUCGUACACACGCGCACCAGAAAAACCUUUUCCGUUGAAAUCUCUAUCUUUCUCUCACCCAGAGAUUUAAGAAAUUUUCCAUUUCUUAUUUUCUCUGAGGCAUAUUAACAAAAACUCUUACUACCAAAAAGAUGGGUUUGCGAUCAAACCCUAGAAGAACCUUCUUUUCACUCUCUCUUCUCUCAAUCCUUGUCUUCCUCCUCUUCACCUCCUUCGCUCUUGCUCAGGAGUUCGAGCUUGAUACUGACAAGGAAGAGUCUACUGGAUCCAAAGAUCUGGGUCGCCGUAGCAAGAUUAGUUUGAGUGACCUUGAGAUUAUUGGGGACAAGACUGGUCUCAAAUUGGACUCUGAAGGUCUUGGAAUUUUUGAUGCAUUUUUCACAAGUUUUUCAAUGAUUCUUGUCAGUGAGAUUGGAGAUGAGACAUUUAUAAUAGCAGCUCUUAUGGCGAUGCGUCACCCCAAGUCAAUUGUUUUAUCUGGUGCUUUGUCUGCCUUGAUUGUAAUGACUGUACUUUCCACUGGACUUGGUAGGAUUGUGCCGAAUUUAAUAUCUAGAAAGCAUACCAAUAGUGCAGCUACAGUUCUUUAUUUAAUUUUUGGAGGGCGAUUACUUUACAUUGCAUGGAGGUCAGAUUCAAAAUCUUCUCAGAAAAAGGAGAUGGAAGAAGUAGAAGAGAAACUUGAGGCUGGACAAGGAAAAACAACCUACCGCCGUUUCCUUUCAAGAUUUUGUACUCCAAUAUUUUUGGAGUCAUUUGUAUUAACAUUUCUAGCAGAGUGGGGAGACCGUAGCCAGAUAGCAACGAUUGCUCUGGCGACACACAAAGCUGCUAUUGGAGUGGCUGUGGGCGCCAUAAUAGGACAUACUAUCUGUACCUCAGUGGCCGUAGUGGGAGGAAGCAUGCUAGCAUCCAAGAUCUCUCAACGCACAGUUGCUGCAAUUGGAGGCUUGCUCUUCCUCGGAUUUUCCUUGUCUUCCUAUUUCUAUCCUCCUCUAUAAUAGUGAUAUAUUGUAGGCUAACCUGAUUAUUUUAGAGCAUCAAUUCUCUUCACUAGAAAUUUUUCUCUUAUUUUUCUUUUCAUUUUUUCCAGUGUGUGGUUAAGUUCAAAGAAAAAUAUUAUACGGACUGUUACCAAAUUUUAAAAAAAGAAUAUUCUUUUGUGAAAUUAUUUUAUUGAUGUAUGCAUGGCUUUCCAACA
This is a messenger RNA of Quercus robur (English oak), 1264 nucleotides long. RefSeq names its product GDT1-like protein 3. Gene Ontology annotation, molecular function: manganese ion transmembrane transporter activity; calcium ion transmembrane transporter activity. The record is from RefSeq and is a predicted model, not a curated record. Bases 195 to 1064 code for a protein of 289 amino acids. NCBI's taxonomy places the organism in Eukaryota, Viridiplantae, Streptophyta, Magnoliopsida, Fagales, Fagaceae. Gene Ontology annotation, cellular component: Golgi apparatus. The transcript has 9 exons. Gene Ontology annotation, biological process: Golgi calcium ion homeostasis; calcium ion transmembrane transport; Golgi calcium ion transport.